Pistacia vera is the source of this 879-nucleotide messenger RNA. Its product is annotated as probable phospholipid hydroperoxide glutathione peroxidase. Gene Ontology annotation, biological process: response to oxidative stress. The transcript has 6 exons. The annotation marks the transcript as partial. Gene Ontology annotation, molecular function: glutathione peroxidase activity. Gene Ontology annotation, cellular component: cytosol. The record is from RefSeq and is a predicted model, not a curated record. NCBI's taxonomy places the organism in Eukaryota, Viridiplantae, Streptophyta, Magnoliopsida, Sapindales, Anacardiaceae.
GUCAAACGAAAUCUUAACAUCCAAUCGAUAUCUACUUCUCUUCUUUUAGCAAAACAUUUAACUUCAGUUUCUGAGAAAGCCCUUUUGAUUUGUCGGCAAAGUAAGCCUCUUUCUUUCGUUUUUCCGUCGAACCAAAGAGCGGUUUCUAAACCUGUGUUGUUCACUUUGAGAUCGGAUCAUACAAUGGCAAGCCAAUCCAAAACAUCAGUUCAUGACUUCACUGUCAAGGAUGCUAGGGGAAAUGAUGUGGAUCUUAGCACUUACAAGGGAAAGGUCCUCUUGAUUGUCAAUGUUGCAUCCCAAUGUGGCUUGACCAAUUCCAACUACACAGAACUGAGCCAGUUGUAUCAGAAAUACAAAGAUCAAGGCUUGGAGAUUCUAGCAUUUCCCUGUAAUCAGUUUGGAGCGCAGGAGCCAGGGAACAAUGAACAGAUCUUAGAAUUUGCUUGCACUCGCUUUAAGGCUGAGUAUCCCAUAUUUGAUAAGGUUGAUGUGAAUGGUGACAAUGCUGCACCUAUCUACAAGUUCCUGAAAUCGAGCAAAGGUGGACUCUUUGGAGACAGUAUUAAGUGGAACUUCUCCAAGUUCUUGGUUGAUAAAGAAGGGAAAGUUGUUGAACGUUAUGCCCCGACUACUUCCCCUCUCAGCAUUGAGAAGGAUGUAAAGAAGCUGCUGGCAGUUGCAUAAGGUGCUGCUUCAAAGUGUAUCAACUUACUGCGAAUAAAUGAGUAGGAUAUGAUGAAUAAGCACUUUCAUGGAAAUGUAUUCAUGAACUUUGUUUUCUUUUUUCUAUGGACAUCUAUGAUGUAUUAAAGUUUGAUCAAGUAAUAAUGUAAUCAUAAAUACGUUUGUUUUAAUGAAGUCCUAUAGUUUUACUAA